Molecule: messenger RNA, 374 nt
Organism: Acaulospora morrowiae
Lineage: Eukaryota; Fungi; Glomeromycota; Glomeromycetes; Diversisporales; Acaulosporaceae
Source: the annotation of a GenBank genome assembly
AACAACAAACGAACGGUGUUCGACUUCCUUCGCCACCGCCCUCCUUACCCACAGAAGAUGAUGAUGAUUGUGACGAAGAAAUAAGAAAUGUUAUCGCCAAAGCUUCGAUGUUAUCUCAACAACAAAAGUCAAAAAUACUAUCGUCGAUACCUUCACACGUAACAGAUAAACAGCCACCUUUUGUGCAACAACAACAGCAGCCGCCAAUAUCACCCGCGCAUCAAAAACGAAAAAAGUAUUUUAACCUUGGAAAAACGUUGACUUCUCGUCUGGUCACAAAUGCCCCCAAAUAUAAGUUAUUUAAAAAAUCACAUGCGAAAGACAAUGAUAACAGUAACACUCGCCGUUACGUAAUUUCCAACCCUAUCCCGAUC